Molecule: messenger RNA, 1506 nt
Organism: Volvox carteri f. nagariensis
Lineage: Eukaryota; Viridiplantae; Chlorophyta; Chlorophyceae; Chlamydomonadales; Volvocaceae
Exons: 9
Coding region: 136-1506 (456 amino acids)
Biological process (GO): transmembrane transport
Cellular component (GO): membrane
Molecular function (GO): antiporter activity; xenobiotic transmembrane transporter activity
Source: RefSeq, a predicted model, not a curated record
CACAAUGGUAAUGAACAAAGUACGAAUUUUCUUGAAGAGCCCCUGCUGGAGUCCACCCAGCCUCGGGGCACGGGGCAGGACGAAGAAAACCUAGGCGGCUUUGACGGCCCAUCGGUAAUCAAGAACCUCGCGCAGAUGAGCGUCUUGUUCAUCCCAUUGCUCCUCAACCUCACGUGUGCGUACGGCAUUAAUCUUUCGACCCUAGCCUUCGUCGGACAUUUGGGUACAGACAGCCUGGCCGCAGCGGCGCUAGGCACAUCAAUUGUGGGCAUGCUUGGCCGAACGGUUCUGUACGGCUUGGUGGGCGGACUUGACACGCUCGCAUCCCAGGCAUACGGCGCUGGCAACCUUGCGGCCAUGGGCGCCCAUUUCCGUGUCGCCACCUUGUUCCUGCUGCUACACCUAGCGCCGCUCCUGGCACUGCUGGGGGCUCUGCCGCUGCUGCUGCGGCGUGAGGAGACGGAAGAAGACCUGGGCAUCAUGGCGGGGCGGUACGUGCGGCUAAUGCUGCCGUCGUUGAUUUUCGAGUCCUUCAACAGGCCCAUGAAUAGCGUGCUGGUUGCACAGCGAAUUACGGCGCCUCAAAUGAUCAUACAGGUGAUUGCCCUGACGCUGCACAUUUCCACCAACUAUGUGAUGAUCCAUGUGCUGGGUCUGGGCUACCUGGGCGGUGCUGUGGCGACCAGCUGCACCGCAGCCUAUGUGCUACUCAUGACCAGCUCCUACGUGCUUUGCUCGGGCCUGGGUCCCCGUGUCUGGGGGGCCCAGGGUGUGCAGACGUCAACCUGGACGGCCCUGCGUUCCUUUGGGAAGCUGUCGUAUCCCGCUUGCGUCAUGAAGUGUGCGGAGUCGUGGGGGUUCAGCUUCAUGACGGUUGCGGCGGGCAAGCUACCGGACCCGGGGACGGCAGUUUCAGCGGCCAGCAUCUCUUUUAACAUCUACGGUGUCCUGUUCAUGUGCUUUUCCGCAUUCGCCGUCACUACCUGCACGCAAGUCGGCAACGCGCUUGGCGCAGGAAGCGCGCGCGCCGCUCGGCACGCUGCCCUCACAGCCUUGUGCACGGCCCCAAUGCUUUGGGUGGGCAUAGCCACGCUGCUGGUCGAGCCGCAUACCCAACGUUUGCUGACUCUUAUAUUCACGGAUGGCCACGACACGAGCCUCACGUAUCACCUGCGCCGAAUGUUGGUGCUGGUAGCGGCGCUGGAGCUGUUCGACGGUUCUCAGGUGGUGAUGACUGGCGUCAUACAGGGCGCCGGGAAGCAGCGCCUGGGUGUGUUGGUCAACGUAUUUGCUUUCUACGUGGCAGCCAUCCCAACUGCCCUGGUGCUUGCCUUCGUGCUGCAGUGGGGCGUAGAGGGCAUGUACAGUGGCAUGCUGCUGGGGCCAGCCAUACAGGCGGCAGCUUAUUUUGCGAUUAUACUGAGGUUGGACUGGAGGGAGGAGGCCAGGAGAGUGGCAGCCAAGGCGGCUGCGCGUCAGGAACGGGACUGCGAAGAGUUGCCUUAG